CAGGUUUCUUAGAGGACGCAGUUAAGAUUUGUGUUGACCAACUGCUUUGCUUCGUUUGGGACCAAUCAGUCGCUGUAAACAUGUUUCCUGAGCACAUAACUGUGUUCUUAUUUGUGGGUUUAUCUUUCGCACAAGGUAUGUAAAAUGUAACGCGUUUCUCCCCACCAGAUGUGGGUGAAAGAGGGGAUAUUGAAAUAACGCGCAAGCUUGGAAGUGGCAUUCGUGACACUCGUCUAACCCUAAGGAAAAGGAUGAAUCAUGACGUGUACGCCAUGUGAAAGAAAAUUAUUUCCCUUGAAUAACCCUUCCACUUAAUGCGAAGCAACUGAGAAAUAUUUAAAUGAUAAGACUGGCCUAUUAGGAUUCUUUAGGACCAUGUUGAUGCGAACGGCAAAUGACAAAAUGCCAAGUUUGCUCUUUGCAUUUUGAACAAUCUUCUGUUAAAAAUCUGAAUACGUUUAUCACAACAUGAACCAAAGGAUCUCCAUUUUUUCAACCUAUAAUGGCUUUGAAGAAGUCAUAGCGACUGAUAAGCGCGCAAUGUUCGUUGCAUCUUUUGGUCGUACCUAGUAACGGUAACUUAUCAUUCUAAAUAGCGUAUCGUUCCAAGCUUCGGUCACCCUCAAUUUCUUUGAUUAAGUAAAAUCCUCGACGUGAACUGAUUGAUUGCAUUACAUAAGAAAACAUUUCUUUAGCCCUAUUAAUUAAAUUGAGCCGUUUUCCUUUGGCAUUCAUAAUUUAUUACAAAAGAGUUGUUGCGGACUCAUUUUGCGUUUUACCGUCUCGAGUCUGAAGAGGCACAAGGAGUCUUUUGCUUCAAUCCUUUCACUGUUUUUCACUGUCAAUUCUAGUUGCCUACAACACUGGUCUUUUAAACCCAUUUUCUGACACUCUUCACAGUGCACCGUAACUCCGUAAACAGUCAAAGUUUCAACCGCCAAAGACUCUUUGCUUCCUCAAGGUGGCGACGAUAAAGUGGGGCCGAGGGGGGGGGGAGGGGGGUAGAAGACUCCUGUUAUGCAAUGAAUGCCAAGAGAUCAUGAUCAUUUUCAGGCAAACAAUUUCGGACCCCUUUUUACUUGGAUGGUAGAAAACUUGCCAGAUUUCAAUCAGCACCGGCACGCUAAAGCCUCAUUCUGGGUGAAAGGAUCACUAAACGUUUCCCACGGCUCAUCCCAUACCAAAGUUUUUCUUUAAGUAUGGAGUCUCCCCCGGUUCUUGCUUUGGAUUCACGCCACAUGUAUUUGGCGACAUGUCACUCAUGUUAUGACCUAAGAGUUAAAGAGUUGCUAAGUGAUGAAAAAAUGAAUGUUUAUGAAAGAGUUAGGUUAUAUCUAUUUACUUGAUUCAAAGAUAUCUUUUUAUAUAUUUACUUGACAUUUGCGUUUGGUUUUCAUUGAACGGUUGGAAUAUAUCACUCGGUAUUAAACGUACUUUGAUUGUAGUUUUGUCAAGAGGCGGGCACGUGUGCAGCGGCUGGCGUGACAUCCCAAAACAUUCCUGUAUCUUUUUCCAGGAAUCUCGCAACUUAUUUAACGUGAAAUGAUCCAAAAAGGAAUACGACCCGCUUUAGCAAAAGUUGCGAUACAUUUUUAUGGAAUGAUAAAAGCUACCUAUUAAAGCAACAUUGUUUUGUCACUUUACCCAAAAGAAGGUCAUGCGUUUAAAAUCAAUCACUGUGGCAAGUUCUUCAUAUCUAACAGUUUCUAAAAACACUUUUCACUCGGAACUCAACCUGUAUGUCUUUCGACAGGAGAAUGUAAAUGUUAUAAAUUGUUUGUAUUCUCUUGAUUUAGAAUAUUCUCUCCAAAAUAAAAAGACAAAAAAAAAUGCACAAUUUGUUUUCUUAAGUUAAUUAUUCGUGUCAAGAACUCGUUACAGGAUUAAAUUAGUUAAAGUCUUCUUUUUGUGUUAUAUUAUCUCACUGUUUUAGUACAUACUAAAACAACUAUUUACCUCAGUGUCGGUAACCAGCGGUGGAUAUUUACCGAGCUGCGAAGCGGCAAGGUAAAGUCCACCAAUAGCCACCUCAACUUCGGUGAAGUUGUUAAACAUCUCAGUGUUAAAUAUUCAGGCAUUUACUCAUUUCGCUAGUGUCGCUGACCAUAACAUCAAGUAUAUCAGUCGCAGUGACACCUACAACAACUUAUAUAGUAUCCAGCAACAGCCGUUAUCCACCCACCAUAAAGCCCAAAACUUCAGCACAAGAAGAUUGUCCAGCAGACGGAAAGCUAACCGUAAAAUCAUGUAAGUGAACUUAGCAAUUCUCUAUAAAUGCAUUUUUCCCUCACCCUUUUCAAAUUUUGCUCAUAUCACAUUCAAUAUAAGUGUUACGGGAGUUUUUAGAUAUCAUAUUUUUAUCCUUCAAAGGUACCCCCUCACCAUUUUAGCUGUCCUAUUUAAUAACCAAUGACAAAACCAAGAAUCUUUUAGCGUUGACGCAAGUUAAAGGGAAAUAUCUAAUGUUCUCGAGUGGGUGCCGGUGAUAGUUAAAAGAAUCAUCUCUUUUUUUAGAACAAUUACGAGUAAAUUCUCAACUGCCUUCUCGUAGCAAAUUAGAAAAAAAGAAGAGGAACAAACAAAUAAGCAAAAAUUAAAAAAAGGGAAAAAAGAAGUCCACCUUCAGAUUUAGAUGUACAAGUCACUCUUAGUUACUCUUAAACCUUAAACCAUCUCAUUACUAUUCUCACUUUGUCGGACAUUGUGGCGCAUUUUGCGGGCUAAAGUGGCGUAUUUAGUGGGCUGAAAUGUAUUUUUUUGUAUCAUAACGUAUGCUUUAGCUUUAUUUCACCGAAACGUUUUAAUCGGUUUCCACCACUACGGACGUUACUGCAUACGUGAUCAACACCUGGUUUUUGUUGCGACAAUCUCCACUAUUGAUCGAAAGGUGACUGUAGGAAUGAAAACACCACUCACGUUUGGAGAUCCUUGGGAGCCUAAUCAGUUUUUCUUGAUUUCUCUAAAUGGAAAAGUCGUCAGGUUUCGCUGCCCACCCGCAUUUCUUCUUAUUCACUUUAACUGCACUUUGUAGCCUCUGGCUUUAAGAACAUGUAACAUAACGUACAUCUCUUGUUUGUGGCUUGAUAGUCCUUUUUGUUUUAUUUCUUCAGCGUGCGGCAGGUAUACUUUUCAGUUGAACAAUCUUGAGUGGAACGAUGAUUUGAACAAUGGCUCAUCAUCAAUUUAUCAGAUCAUGAAAAGAGGGAUAUUGCAUCUCGUAAGUGGAUACUAUUUUGUUGGAUAGUUUGUGUACAACCUCUGGCCUAGAAUGAUGAUGAAACAAAGCGCGAAGCGAAACUUGUAGCAAGUGCAAGAGUCAGUCGAUAUGGUUAAACAUCCUGAUUUUAACGUUCGCUCUUUGUUAAAAAUAUUUUCUAGCGAAAUGUAAACGUUGAUUGUGAUUAGCAUUUACUUUAUUUUCUCGCUACAGUUUUGUGAUAUAUUGAAGAUCUACGGAUCCAUGGUGAUGUUUCCAGAACUGACUUUCGAAGAGGCGGUUGGGGGUUGGUCGAUUUCCAAAGUCAAAGUGUGCCUGGUUUUUAAACUCGAAGUCGAUAUUGAUAUGGAAACUGUACUACACAAUUACACGAAAAACUAUACCUAUGAAGCAGUCGGUUAGUGUCAUUUAUUUGCUAAGAGUCGCGCUUUGAUUGUUUAGUGGUUGAAUAAUAUCUCACUAGGAAUGAAAUUAUUCUUGAAAGUAAAAAUUGCAAACUCGUCGUAUUUAUUUAUCUAUAUUUGAUAGUUAUUCGCCUCAGCCUCAGUGAAUAUUGUUGAACAUGACAGGACGGAUAAUGCUUGCACUGUAAGUACCUACCGUUGUUCCAUACAAAGCCUUAGAAAAGUUUUCUAAGGCUUUGUAUGGGACAACAGGAGGUACUUACAGUGCACGCGUUUUCCGUCCUGUCAUGAAUCCUCGAGACGAAGUCGAGUCUGAGGCGAAUAGUUGUUUUAGUAUAAUUGCGAAGUAUUGUUUUAGUAAAAUUGCUCAGGUGCUUCCGAUUUCUGAUUUAAAUUCUUUUAGUUUUUGAAACCAUUCUGUUAGAAUUGUUUCGAGUACUCGUAUCGAAAUUAGCAGCCACUUUCCAUUAGAAUUUGACGGGUUUAUUCAAUUCAAUCAGCAAAAACUACAUACCUUUCUUUCGAAAAGUGUUACUCUAAACAUAUUAUCAUCUUUUGUGCUCUUCAGAGUUAUAUUUUCUUCUAUUGCGUUUAUCACUCUCUGUGUGACAUUGAAAAAACGCGCGUGAAGCAUCCAUUUUGAAAUCUAGCACCCUCGUUAUUGUCACCUCGCGCAAGAUAAUUAUUAUAGCGAUAAAAGGCGAAAUUCACGACCAAUCAGAGAUCGCGCAUCUCUUUAACCACUGGAGCAAUUAUACUAUAAAACUUUACUUGUUAUAUGUACAUCUGCGUCAUCACAUUAUAAUUUUCAUUCGACGAUGUUCGCCUCGCAUUUGUCCACAGGAAAUUUGUCCAUGAUGCAGUAAACCCCCUAUUUUGUAGCUUUUUAGUAAUAGUUUAAUUUAUCUAUUAAUGUGUUUUUUUUAGGAGUUACUUUCUCAGAAUGGAAAGCUAAAGAUGACGAGUGCAAAAAGUGUGACGGAGGAGGUGGACCAUUUGUGAUUGAAAGCGUAUGUGAGGAGAAACAGCACAGCUGUCGGGGACAAAUUAAGAGCAAGUCUAAAGAAUCAAUGGAUUGUGCGAAGUAUUGCUCCUCCUCAGCUUCAGCUCAGGGUAGGAAUGGAUAAAAUUAUAUAAAAAUUUAGGGAUCUAUAACCGCUUCAAGGAAAACAUCACUUAUUCUGCAUUAACGAUCAUAACUUCGAUUAAAUCUUUGUAAAUUAAAUUUUGUGGCAAUUCGAUUUCUGUAGUAUGGUUCCUAAGUAACUGAAUGACACUAGCAUUAAAACAUACUUUUUGUUUUAUUUUUCAUCAGCCCAUUGUACGGAAACAAAUAGCUACGAAUCUAUCUACGGCACUAACAAUAAGAUACCACUUACAAUACUAAUCAUAACCAUUACAAUUUCCCCAAAUGUGAUUGGUGCAUUUGCUGCUUUAUUCUUCACUAAUCAUUCCGCACAGUUGUAAUUGGACAGUUGGCUGUAAUCGGACACCUAUGAUCGGACAGUUGAAACAGCCAAUCAUACUCAAAAUUCACAAAUCACAGAAUUGAUUACAUUAACCAUAGCAACAAUCACUUAUCCUAAAAAAAACUGGGGAAUUUCCAAAAUGGAGGAAUUUUUUCCUUUAAACACUGUCUCUACCGGAGAUGUUUGUCCAAAAUGCAUUUGUUUUUCUUUGGGGGGAAAAUUGUACCAAUCAUGAUUAAUCGGUAACAGGACUUCUUGUCGUCAAAUUCUGUCAGUAAUCAUACUCGUGAUUGACAAAUCGGACUCCCGCUUCGCGGUCGCCCGGUUUUGUCAAUCACUCGCAUGAUUACAGACAGAACUGGACUACACUCGAUCCUAUUACCAUUAUUCAUUGAAUGUUACGUUAUUUACAUCAGCAACCUUUUUAUUUCUUUUUUAUUACACUUUAUUAACUAGAGGAGGAAACAAAAUGGAGAAAAAAAUAACUAGAUCUUUUGUUUUUCAUUCCUACCUAUAGCAAAACUAUGUGACAGUGCAGCAAAUAUAUAAUGUAAAAAAAGAGGUAUCACUAUUUUUAUUAUUCAUUUGUUUAUGUAUUAACUAUUUUGUUUCUUUAUUCAUUCAUUUUCAGUGGUCGCUGCGGUUUCCAACCUUAUUCUGGCCAUGUGGAUCUCUAUUUCUUACAAGUAAUGAUAAGUUUUUCAUAAUUAAAUUCAUGUCCAUAGACAUCUAGUGGAAUAGUAUGUGACGUAUUGUAUUUCGCUUAAACUAAUUUUAAUUUUCUGUUUGUUUUUACAGCUUUUAGCACGUACUGAAAGGUCUUGAAGUAUGGAUCCAAUAAAAAAAAAACUCGAAGUUUAAAGUCCAGUAGUAUUUUCUUUUGUUUUUAUGCGUAGAAUACUUUUGUCUAGACUGUUCGAGUAUAUAUCGAAGAUAUAGUACUUAGUAAAGUGUACCAUUUUACUGCUAUAGAAAAAGAUAGCUAUUAUCGGUUGUUUUAGGUAAUACAGAUAAUUGUAGGUUAGCAAUGGUUUGUCAUUAAAAGUCUUCAAGACAAAUUCAGUGUCAAGUUCUCACAGUUUCUACCUAAAGAAGAU
Molecule: messenger RNA, 6187 nt
Organism: Pocillopora meandrina
Lineage: Eukaryota; Metazoa; Cnidaria; Anthozoa; Scleractinia; Pocilloporidae
Source: the annotation of a GenBank genome assembly